GACUUGUCUUUUUCUGAGGUGACAACAAAGAUGGCAGCGGGCUUACCUGUCAAAACUCUUGACAAUUUACGCGCUCACUUUCUUGAAGAUAAGAAAAACCACCUUGCACUCAAUUCCUGUGUGAAAUAUGGUCCUGAAGAAAUAUUGCAUUGUCGGAAAAACAACGAGCGUGUCAGUCAUAUAUUCAAUCACAAGGUGCCUGAGGUGAAGCCAGUGACAAAUCAAAAAUCAUCUGGCAGAUGCUGGAUAUUUGCUUUGCUAAAUGUUAUCAGACAACAAAGUCAAUGUAUCUUCAAUGUUGAAGAGCUGGAGUUUAGCCAAACACAUCUUUUCUUCUUUGACAAGAUUGAGAGGUCUCAUUUUCUGCUCAAGACAUAUGCAGACCUUGCUAAAGUGGGUGAAGAGCUUGAUGGCAGACUCUUGAUGUUUUUAUUAUCAAAUCCUCUUGAAGAUGGCGGACAGUGGAGUAUGUUGGUAAACCUUGUUGAGAAGUAUGGAAUUAUGCCAAAGGGGUGUUUUUCAGAUGCAUACAGUUCAACAAACAGUAGAGCCUUUGUUUUAAUGUUGAAUAACAAGUUAAGAGAGUUUUGCUACAGAUUGAAAGAGAUGGUAGUGGCAGGAAAAUCAGAUGUGUACAUUGAUGGGAAAAUUGAUUCCAUGAUGCAAGAGAUAUACAGAGCAUCUGCAAUUUGUCUUGGACUGCCACCGACUACUUUCACUUGGGAAUAUUACGACAAAGACAAAAAAUACCACUGCCUCAAGGACAUAUCUCCCUACACCUUUUAUCAUAAGCACAUCAAGCCAGUUUUCAAUCUUGAGGAUAAGAUUUGUCUUGUAAACGAUCCAAGGCCAAAACAUCAAUUUGGUAAAGUUUACACUGUAGAUUACCUCAAUAACAUGGUUGCUGGCAGACCGGUCGUGUAUAUAAACCAGCCUAUAGAGGUACUGCGAACUGCUGCUAUACGAUCAUUGAAAAACGACGAGCCUGUUUGGUUUGGUUGUGAUGUUGGCAAGAACCUUGUAAACAAAAAAGGUGCAAUGGAUUUGAGUGUGCAUGAUCACGAUUUGGUGUUCGGCUUCUCAAUGCUCGGUCUUAGCAAAGGAGAAAGACUUCUCGCUGGUGCAACUAUGAUGACGCAUGCUAUGGUGUUUAGUGGUGUGCAUAUAGAGGAGGAAUCAGAGGAGAGAAAAGAAGAGAUAAGUGAAGCACCAUGCAAAGUCUCAAGGUGGAGAGUGGAAAACUCAUGGGGAGAGGAGUCUGGAAACAAAGGCUAUUACGUAAUGACGGAUGAAUGGUUUGAUGAGCAUUUGCUAGAAGUGGUCGUAGACAAAAAGUAUCUUUCAGAUGACGUCAUCGAACUACUUAAGCAAGAUCCUAUAGUACUGCCAGCUUGGGAUCCGAUGGGAUCCUUGGCCUAAACUUAAUCAUACAUCAAUUUUUUUCGCUGUUGAACUUCUUGAAAUUAAAUUUGCUUUGAUAUCAUAUUUUUUUAACAGUAGAAAACUAUAUGAAUCAAUGAAAUUUACCCGAA
Rhopilema esculentum is the source of this 1532-nucleotide messenger RNA. RefSeq names its product bleomycin hydrolase. The record is from RefSeq and is a predicted model, not a curated record. Gene Ontology annotation, biological process: response to toxic substance; proteolysis; L-homocysteine catabolic process. Gene Ontology annotation, molecular function: cysteine-type aminopeptidase activity. Gene Ontology annotation, cellular component: cytoplasm. NCBI's taxonomy places the organism in Eukaryota, Metazoa, Cnidaria, Scyphozoa, Rhizostomeae, Rhizostomatidae.